GGCCCAUCUGAGAAACCCUUCUAAAACAUAACACUAAUCCUUCUCCUCUUUGCCUAGCGUCCCUCCACAGCUGCAGCCACACAGCUACACACAACAGUCUCCUGCGUUUCAACGGAAGACCAGGUAAGCAAUGGUUAAGCAUAACAACGUCAUCCCAAGUGGACACUUUCGGAAACAUUGGCAAAACUAUGUGAAGACUUGGUUUAAUCAACCAGCGAGGAAGACCAGAAGACGAUUAGCUCGGCAGAAGAAGGCUGUCAAAAUUUUCCCCAGGCCAACUGCCGGACCUCUCAGGCCCGUAGUUCAUGGUCAGACUUUGAAAUACAACAUGAAAGUCAGAGCUGGGAGAGGAUUUUCUCUUGAGGAAUUGAAGAGUGCUGGAAUUCCAAAAAAACUUGCUCCAACUAUUGGUAUUGCUGUUGAUCAUCGUCGCAAGAACCGUUCUUUGGAGAGUCUGCAGGCCAAUGUGCAGAGACUCAAAACAUACAAGGCCAAGUUGGUUGUGUUCCCAAGACGAGCACGAAAGGUCAAGACUGGUGAUUCUAGUGCUGAGGAACUAGCAAAUGCUACCCAAGUUCAGGGUCCAUUCUUGCCCAUUGUAAGGGAGAAGCCUACUGUUGACCUUGUUAAGGUAACAGAUGAAAUGAAGUCAUUCAAAGCUUACUAUAAGCUUCGUCUUGAACGCACCAACCAACGUCACCAUGGUGCCCGUUUAAAGAAAGCUGCUGAAGCAGAGAAGGAAGACAAAAAAUAGGGUCCUUGAGAAGCCAGUUUGUUAUUCGUAUUAUAGUUUUGAGAAAUUUUUGUUUGAGAUUCUGCACGCUUGGCUUGGGAAGAUCGUUAGUCUUAAAAACGUCAGUCUGUUUUUUCUGGUGAACUCAAGUUUGUUAAUCGAAUUAACACUCUGGUUUGUUAUGAUUAUUUAUUUGAUUUUGUCUUCA
Vigna angularis (adzuki bean) is the source of this 941-nucleotide messenger RNA. Its product is annotated as 60S ribosomal protein L13-1. Gene Ontology annotation, molecular function: structural constituent of ribosome; RNA binding. The coding region runs from base 131 to 754 and encodes 207 amino acids. Gene Ontology annotation, cellular component: cytosolic large ribosomal subunit; ribosome. The record is from RefSeq and is a predicted model, not a curated record. The transcript has 5 exons. Lineage: Eukaryota; Viridiplantae; Streptophyta; Magnoliopsida; Fabales; Fabaceae. Gene Ontology annotation, biological process: translation.